AUGUGUGGCAUAUUUGGGUAUUGCAAUUUUUUGACUGAGAAAACAAGAGGAGAAAUUAUUGAUACUUUGAUUAAGGGCUUGCAAGCAUUGGAGUACAAGGAAUAUGACUCCAGUGGAAUUGCAAUUCAAGGCGAUGAGCUGAAGUCUCUUAACAUUUAUAAGCAGACUGGUAAAAUAAGCAAUUUGAAGGAAGAAAUUGACCUUUACAAUCUUAAUAAAGACCUGCCCUUUAUUUCACAUUGUGGCAUUGCUCAUACAAGGCGAGCAACACAUGGAGAGCCAAGGCGUGCUAAUUGUCACCCACAUAACUCAGAUCCAUCUAAUGAAUUUGUUGUGGUACACAAUGGGGUUAUUACCAACUUCGCUAAUCUGAAAGCUUUGUUAGCCACAAAGGGCUAUGUAUUCAAAAGUGACACGGACACCGAAUGCAUUCCUAAACUGUAUAAACAUAUUUAUGAUACAAGCAUUGAACUCGGGUACAACCUCGAUUUCCAUAUACUAACAAAUUUAGUACUCAAGGAAUUGGAAGGCUCUUAUGGGCUGCUUUGCACUUCUUCUCAUUUUCCAGAUGAAGUGGUUGCCGCAAGAAAGGGUUCCCCGUUAGUUAUUGGGGUUAAAGGUAAAAGUGAUUUGAGGAUAAACUUUGUCGAGGUGGAGUACUUGAAUCAAAAAGAAGACAACCUGACGAUUAAUACCCAAACCAACGACUUUAGUAAUGUUUUGGGUGCUGCACCUGUAAAAUAUAAUACCUGUUUGAGGAGGUCUCCCCCCCUUCGUCCACAAUAUCUGAGGACCUCUCCACGAGACAGAAAUAUUUUUACACUAAAUCAUGUCUCAUCGACAGAAAUAUCAGCCGAUGACGGAUUGCCGCAACCCAUAGAAUUCUAUUUGUCAUCCGAUUGUCCUCCUUUGGCGCAGUAUGUGAAUAAAGUAAUAUACUUGGAAGAUAAUGAUAUCGCCCAUAUCUACGACGGCGAGCUUCAUAUUCAUCGCUCUAAAAUUGAUCCUGGUGACUUUUCGAUUAGAGCAGUUCGAGAAUUAGAAUCGGAGCUAUCCAAAAUGACAAAGGGCCCUUAUGAUCAUUUUAUGCAAAAGGAGAUAUAUGAGCAGUCUGAAACAACAGCAAAUGUCAUGAGAGGAAGAAUUGACGCCUCUACAAAUAAAGUUGUUUUAGGAGGUCUCGAAAACUGGUUGACAGAAUUAAGAAGAGCAAAAAGAAUAGUAAUGAUUGCAUCCCAGGCCUCCCUCCAUUCAUGCCUAGCUGCCCGCCCCAUCUUCGAGGAACUGAUGGAAGUACCAGUCAAUGUGGAAUUGGCUUUGGAUUUCGUUGACCGCAAUUGUUGCAUCUUCAGGAACGACGUUUGUAUAUUUGUUUCUCGAAGUGGUGAAACAACUGAUACAAUUCAUGCUUUGGACUAUUGUAUCAAAAAAGAAGCAGUCACUAUCGGGGUGGUUAAUUCCAGUGGUUCGUCUAUUUCAAGACUAACACAUUGCGGUGUCCACACAAACACAGACCCGGAGAAGGGUAUUGCAACAACAAAAUCCUAUACUUCCCAAUACAUCGCUUUAGUUAUGAUUGCUUUAUGGCUGUCGGAAGAUUUAGUGUCUCAAAUUGAAAGGAGGAAGGGAAUUAUUCAGGCCUUAACUUUGAUCCCAAGCCAAAUUAAAGAAGUUUUGGAGCUUGAACCAUCGAUCAUUGAAUUAUGUAACAAGAAACUCAAAAAACCAGAUUCUGUUUUACUAUUGGGAAGAGGCUUCCAAUUUGCAUCUGCUUUGGAAGGUGCUUCGAAGAUAAAAGAGAUUUCGUACGUGCAUUCUGAAAGUAUUCUUACUGACGAGCUAGAACGCGGAGUCUUAGCUGUGGCGACUGAUGUUCUGCCAAUUAUUAUUUUUGCAACAAAGGAUGCUCUAUUUCCCAAAAUCGCGUCUUCCAUUGAUCAAAUAAUAGCAAGAAAGGGCAAUCCGAUUAUCAUCUGUAACAAGGAAGACAAGACAUGGAAGCAAGACGAACGAAUAAGAAACGUUGUUACACUUGAAGUGCCCCAAACCGUAGAUUGUCUCCAAGGGGUACUCAACAUUAUUCCUUUACAAUUAAUUUCUUAUUGGUUAGCGGUCAAGAGAGAUAUCGGAGUUGAUUUUCCAAGGGACCCGGUGAUGUCGGCCACGAAUAUAUAA
Messenger RNA from Saccharomyces paradoxus, 2175 nucleotides. RefSeq lists its product as uncharacterized. The transcript has a single exon. The coding region runs from base 1 to 2175 and encodes 724 amino acids. Gene Ontology annotation, molecular function: L-glutamine:D-fructose-6-phosphate transaminase (isomerizing) activity; carbohydrate derivative binding. The record is from RefSeq and is a predicted model, not a curated record. Gene Ontology annotation, biological process: UDP-N-acetylglucosamine metabolic process; protein N-linked glycosylation; fructose 6-phosphate metabolic process. NCBI's taxonomy places the organism in Eukaryota, Fungi, Ascomycota, Saccharomycetes, Saccharomycetales, Saccharomycetaceae.